GGGUCACGAGACUCUUUCCUCCUCCUGCUUAAGGCUGGGCGCGGGGCAUGCCGGGAGCAGCAGAGCAGGGCCCGCGGCCUCCCGUCGUGCCCCGCGGCGCCCAGGCCGCAGCCCGAGCUCGCCUGCCUUCCGCCCGGGAGGGCCCUCCGCCGCCGACAACAUGGAGCAGCGCCGAGGCGGAGCGGGAGGAGGAACAGGAGGAGGAACAGGAGGGGGGCCCGCCCGCGCCCCCGAAGGGGAUAGCGGGAAGGUGACCACGGUGGUGGCCACGCCGGGCCAAGGGCCGGACCGCCCGCAGGAGGUCUCCUACUCGGACAUCAAGGUCAUCGGCAACGGCUCCUUCGGGGUGGUGUACCAGGCCCGCCUGGCCGACUCGGGGGAGCUGGUGGCCAUCAAGAAGGUGCUGCAGGACAAGCGCUUCAAGAACCGGGAGCUGCAGAUCAUGCGGAAGCUGGACCACUGCAACAUUGUGCGCCUGCGGUAUUUCUUCUACUCCAGUGGGGAAAAGAAGGACGAGGUUUACCUCAAUUUAGUCCUGGACUUUGUGCCGGAGACCGUCUACCGCGUGGCCCGGCACUUCACCAAAGCCAAGCAGACCAUCCCUGUCAUCUACGUGAAGGUGUACAUGUACCAGCUUUUCCGCAGCCUUGCUUACAUCCAUUCUCAAGGUGUCUGUCACCGGGACAUCAAGCCCCAGAACCUCCUGGUGGACCCCGACACGGCCGUACUGAAGCUUUGUGACUUUGGCAGCGCAAAGCAGCUGGUGCGGGGAGAGCCCAACGUCUCCUACAUCUGCUCUCGCUACUACCGGGCGCCCGAGCUCAUCUUCGGAGCCACCGAUUACACCUCCAACAUCGAUAUCUGGUCGGCCGGCUGUGUCCUGGCGGAACUGCUCCUGGGCCAGCCCAUAUUUCCCGGCGACAGCGGUGUGGACCAGCUGGUGGAGAUCAUCAAGGUGCUGGGCACGCCGACGCGAGAACAGAUCCGAGAGAUGAACCCCAACUACACAGAGUUCAAGUUCCCCCAGAUCAAAGCACACCCCUGGAUCAAGGUGUUCAAGCCCCGCACGCCGCUGGAGGCCAUUUCGCUGUGCAGCCGGCUGCUGGAGUACACGCCGGCCACGCGCCUCUCCCCACUGGAGGCCUGCGCCAACAGCUUCUUCGACGAGCUGCGAGAGCCCAACGCCCGGCUACCCAAUGGCCGCGAGCUGCCCCCACUCUUCAACUUCAGCCCUGUGGAGCUGUCCAUUCAGCCGGGCCUGAAUUCCAACCUCAUUCCGCCACACAUCCGGUCUCAGACCACUUCGGUGGGAACAGCAACGAGUUCAACAACCGCACACAGCGAGGGGAGACUCGGACCGGACCGGAGCCAGGGCACGCCGGGGGACGGCAGUGGCACGGGACCCAUCGCCAACACAUCCUGAGGAGCUGCCUCUGGGCCGGGGGGCAGGUCCCCUCCACCACCCCCUGCCCCCCACCGGCCACUCACACGGACUUCUCUGAACUGUGAACAA
Messenger RNA from Anolis sagrei ordinatus, 1513 nucleotides. Lineage: Eukaryota; Metazoa; Chordata; Lepidosauria; Squamata; Anolidae. The record is from RefSeq and is a predicted model, not a curated record.